Molecule: messenger RNA, 2409 nt
Organism: Benincasa hispida (wax gourd)
Lineage: Eukaryota; Viridiplantae; Streptophyta; Magnoliopsida; Cucurbitales; Cucurbitaceae
Product: protein HOTHEAD
Molecular function (GO): flavin adenine dinucleotide binding; oxidoreductase activity, acting on CH-OH group of donors
Source: RefSeq, a predicted model, not a curated record
UAUAGUUGAUUUAAGCUUAUUUGGCCUUAUAAAACAUACUUACUACUCCAACCUUCAUAAUGAGCAAAGCGUUAGGUGGGAUAAAUUUAUUACACUUUAUACUAAUUUUAUUAAGUUUUUUUUUCAGAAAAGAAAGAAUCUAGAAUAAAAUAGAUGAAAGUUAAUUUUGUUCAAAAAAAAAAAAAAAGAAGAAGAAAAAGAAAGAGAUGGUAAAAUCAUAUUCAUCCAAUUCAUUGCGUUGACAUAUUAUAUGAGUCCAAGUGACUGAGCCCAAUAAUAAGAAAACAUUUGCCAUCUCACAAUUAUAACUCGCAAUUAUUACAAUCAUUUCCCUCUCUCUCUUUCUCCAAGUCUUACAAUUUCAAAGAGAAUUAUUCUCACAGCGAAGCCAUCGGAGUGUUUGGGAAUUUCACAUUGUGUGCAUUUUCUUGAAAUCUCUCUGUUUUUUCUCUCUUUGAUUUCUCCGAUGCUAAGGAAAUCUUUGUAUUCUCUGCAAUUUCUCGCCAUUGCAAUCGGGCUUUAGAGAAAAACAGACAAGAAAUGGGUUUUGUUUGCGCCAGAUUUUUCACUUCUGCUCUUACUGCAUUUCUUCUCUUCCAUCGUCUUUGUUCUUCUCAAAAAGUUCCAAAAUUCGGUUUCUUGCGAAAUGCAACCGGCGCUCCGGCGCUAUCAUACUACGAUUACAUAAUCGUCGGAGGUGGAACGGCGGGAUGCCCCUUGGCGGCCACGCUGUCGGAGAAGUAUAAGGUAUUGGUGAUAGAACGCGGUGGUUCGCCCUACGGAAACCCCAAUAUCACCAACUUAUCGGCGUUCGGGGCUGCCCUUUCCGACUUGUCGGCUUCUUCGCCGUCGCAACGUUUCGUGUCGGAGGACGGCGUUAUCAACUCACGCGCUCGUGUCCUCGGCGGCGGCAGCUGCCUCAAUGCCGGAUUUUACACACGCGCCUCUCCUGAUUAUGUCAGGAAAGCGGGGUGGGAAGGAAAGUUGGUGAACGAGUCAUACGAGUGGGUGGAGCGAGUGGUGGCGUUCGAACCGCCGAUGGGGGAGUGGCAGUCGGCGGUGAGGGGCGGUCUGAUUGAAGCCGGUGUGAAGCCUGAUAAUGGGUUCACCUACGAUCACUUAUACGGUACUAAAGUGGGCGGUACAAUCUUCGAUCAUCAGGGCCAUAGACACACUGCUGCAAACCUCUUGACCUAUGCCAACCCUUCUAAUUUAACCGUCUUACUCUACGCAUAUGCCCACUCCAUCAUUUUCCAAACUCAAGGUAAACAAAGGCCCAAAGCCCACGGAGUGGUCUUCGAAGACUUGAACGGAAUAAAACACAGAGCCUACCUAAAGAAUGGGCCCAAUAGUGAAAUAAUCAUAUCAGCGGGAUGUCUUGGAAGCCCACAACUUCUGAUGCUAAGUGGGCUCGGCCCAGCCCAACAUCUUAAGGCCCAUAACAUAACGGUCAUUUUGGACCACCCCAUGAUAGGCCAGAGGGUGUCCGAUAACCCAAUGAACGCCGUUUUCGUUCCCUCCCCCGUUCCGGUGGAGGUGUCGCUGAUCGAGGUCGUCGGAAUUACUCAAAACGGAACCUACAUUGAAGCCGCCAGUGGCGAGAACUUCGUCGGCGGCCCUUCUACUAGAGACUUUGGCAUGUUCUCUCCUAAGAUCGGGCAGCUAUCGACAGUGCCACCGAAGCAAAGAACGGCGGAAGCCAUAGCCAAAGCCAUAGAAGCAAUGAAGACGCUAGACCAAGCCGCAUUCAGAGGCGGCUUCAUCCUGGAAAAGAUAAUGGGCCCAAUUUCCUCUGGUCAUUUGGAGCUUCGAACCCGAAACCCAAACGACAACCCUUCCGUCACAUUCAACUACUUCAAAGAACCCACCGACCUCCACCGCUGCGUCGCCGGCAUAAACCUGAUCCGCCGCAUAAUCGAGUCAAAAUCCUUCGCUAGGUUUCGAUACGACAACGUUUCGGUGCCGACGCUGCUGAACAUGACGGCGAGUGCGCCGAUCAACCUUCUGCCGAAACACGGGAACUUGUCGAGGUCGCCGGAGCAGUACUGCAGGGACACGGUGAUGACGAUCUGGCAUUACCACGGCGGAUGUCAGACGGGAGCGGUGGUGGAUUCCGAUUACAGGGUUUUGGGAGUGGAUUCGUUACGAGUAGUGGAUGGCUCAACUUUUCACGAUUCGCCGGGAACUAACCCUCAGGCUACCGUCAUGAUGCUGGGCAGGUACGUGGGUGUUAGAAUAUUGAGGGAAAGGCUUGAAAGCAGCCACCAAAAAUAAAAUGAGAGAAAAUAUUAUAUUUCUCAACGCUUAUAUAUAUAUAUUUAUAUUACAUUGUUCUUUUUGCUUUUCAUUUGAUGUAACUUUCUUGCACAUUUGAAACAUUACACAAGUCUAUGAAAUUAUUGAGAUCAA